Messenger RNA from Grus americana (Whooping crane), 3532 nucleotides. It is a transcript of the gene NSDHL, whose product is annotated as NAD(P) dependent steroid dehydrogenase-like. The record is from RefSeq and is a predicted model, not a curated record. NCBI's taxonomy places the organism in Eukaryota, Metazoa, Chordata, Aves, Gruiformes, Gruidae. Gene Ontology annotation, molecular function: 3-beta-hydroxy-Delta5-steroid dehydrogenase (NAD+) activity. The transcript is spliced from 8 exons. The coding region runs from base 766 to 1806 and encodes 346 amino acids. Gene Ontology annotation, biological process: steroid biosynthetic process.
AGACGUGGGGGAAGAAGAGGGGACAACUGCAGCAUGGAUCACCCUGUGCCCACACUUCCAAACCAGCUUGAUGUUCCUGGCUGGACAGGCUCCAGUCCUGCCUUUUUUGGCUUUUUCCUUGCCAUUUCAAAGGGCUUUUCAGAAAAAUAAAGAACAAAGAGUGCUAAACUGUGUAGCUUGCAGUCCCACAGAUGUAUUUGCCUGUGUGAGGAAUGGUACCGUGAUAAUUUUAUAGCAACAUUGGUGUAACUGGUUCUGGAUCUCAUCCAGUUGUGUUGGCACUAGUGGUGAAGUGAGAUGGGUCAGAAAACCAACCCAGGCAGAAAAUGAUAAAUUUUCAGUUACUCGUAGCCUUGAUCCAUCUCGGUGCAAUGAUAGUAGGAGGUAGUGAGAGGUACUGACUAGAAAUAAGGAGAAUCAAAUCAGCCUCUAAAAUAGCAGUUUAUCACAGUGAUGGUUUAAAAUGACCGUAAAGCCAUCACAAGUCUUUGGUCUAAAUAGGCAUGUUGUCUUUUUCUGUCUUUCAACUAUACCCCACACAGUAGAAUCUCAACUGAGUUGGGAAAUUUGUUUGCUGUUGCUGGGAGGAAGAGCAUAUUUUAAUGAAACUGGUGGCAUCAACAGUCUGUGAUGUGAAAACUUGGAAAAAUCUCACCACUGGCUCCCCUCUCUUUGCUGACAGGCACCAGCGAGUGCCGGCGUUUCUUCCUUGCUGCGUCUGCCGCUGUGGAACAGGAAUCAAGUUGAUAGUGAAUCAUCUAAGAAAUGGCCACGCGCCUCAGAUCGGCUGGUAAGAAAUGUACAGUGAUCGGCGGGUCAGGAUUCUUAGGCCAGCACAUGGUGGAGCAGCUCCUGGAGAAGGGUUACGCGGUCAAUGUGUUUGAUAUUCAGAAGAGAUUUGACAAUGACAGAGUGCAGUUCUUCCUGGGAGACCUUUGUGACAAAGAGGCUUUGCUCCCGGCUUUACAAGGUGUGUCAGUGGCGUUUCAUUGUGCAUCACCAGCACCUUCAAGUGACAACAGGGAACUGUUUUAUAAGGUGAAUUUUAUGGGAACCAAAGCAGUCAUUGAAGCCUGCAAAGAAGCCGGAGUGCAGAAACUGGUGUUAACUAGCAGUGCCAGUGUAGUUUUUGAGGGCACAGACAUAAAAAAUGGAUCAGAAGACCUCCCUUAUGCAAAAAAACCUAUUGACUAUUACACAGAGACGAAGAUCCUACAGGAGAAGGAAGUGCUCAGUGCGAAUGACCCAGACAACAAUUUCUUCACUACUGCUAUUCGUCCCCAUGGAAUAUUUGGUCCUAGAGACCCUCAGCUGGUUCCCAUCCUCAUCCAAGCAGCUAAGAGCGGCAAAAUGAAGUUCAUAAUUGGGGAUGGAAAGAACUUGGUAGAUUUCACCUAUGUGGAAAACGUGGUCCAUGGACACAUCCUAGCUGCAGAAAAUCUUCAGAGACACUCUCCCCUGUGUGGGAAGGCAUUUCAUAUCACAAAUGAUGAACCGGUUCCUUUCUGGGCUUUCAUGUCCCGUAUCUUGACUGGCUUGAACUACGAUCCUCCCAAGUACUAUAUUCCCUAUUGGCUGGCAUAUUACCUGGCCCUGUUCCUGUCUCUGGUGCUGUGGCUGCUAAGUCCGCUGGUCACCAUCAAGCCCACUUUUACUCCCAUGCGGGUAGCAUUAGCUGGAACGUUUCACUACUAUAGCUGUGAACGGGCCAAAAGAGACAUGGGCUACAAACCAGUGGUGAGCUUGGAUGAAGCAAUAGACAGGACUCUGCAGAGCUACCCCCACCUACGCCGGGCUAAGGCCUGAGAAGUCCUAGAUGGAUUUUUUUUCUGCUUGAUUUUUGUAAUUGCUUUGACAUCUUAACAUGAACACUGAAGCCAAUUUCACUAAUUCUCUGGAACAGGGAGUUUUCCUGAAGUCCCUCCUUCUCCUCACCAUUAUCAAGGUGGCUUUAUCUGGGUUGAAAAAACCUUCAUGUAGGAGCUGUGCUAACAGUUCUUUUCUUUGAUGUGACUUCUUGUUUUGAAACAGCUGCUGAACCCUAUGUACUUUGAAUAAACACCCUGCCGGGCCCUCUUCAAUCCCAACCCAGCACAUCAGCAUUCCUUCGUCUUCUCUCUCCACCCUUGUCCUCUGUUUUGUUGCUCUGGUGAUAACAGCCACCUCUUCUCACAGCUGCAGACUGGGUAAUGAAAUACUUCUCACGACUGGUUCCUCUCUACGGUUUGGCUUUAAUCUAUACAAGAGUGAUGAAAGGGAGGCUUAUGCCAAAAAUGAGUUCUGCCACCAGCUCUUAAAUCAUUGAAGCUAAUUUUAUUAUUCCCUCCAUGAUUGGUGGGUGAUUUGGCUCCUCACUGAGGCAUCAGAAGGAAACCUGAGAAAAGGCAUGCUAGGCUGCUCUUUGUGAGGAAGCAUGUGCCUUCAUUUCUGCAGGACCCUAUUUCUAGUCAAAAAUAACCCAAAUAAAUCACGAAGAGAUGACUUCCUAAUUUUGCGUUCUAUCUUUGAAAGGGCAGAUCCCAUUUUGAACAUCUCAGCAGAAACAGGAUUUUAAUCAUUCCCUUUGUGGGGGGAGAAAUCUUUGCUGUGGCUGCUCUUGGUCAGCACAUAAUAUUUUAACAUAGCUUACUCCCUUUCCAUAAGAACCACGUUGGUUGGAAGAUCCUACUGCACAAAGCUCUCAUCUUGUCUGACAUGUUAUUGCUGGUAACGGUGAUUUUUGUUGCUUUGACCACUUUGUACAUGAAAAAACUCAUUUCCACAAGAAAAUGGUUAUCAUAAUACUAUGUUCACCAAGCUGUUUAGUUUGACAUUUAUAUUAAGUGUACUUUACCCUAUAAUCUUUCUAAGUGCUUCAGUUUGGUUUUGUUUUUAAAUGAAGAGUUUAGGUUAGAGCUGGAACUUCCCCUCGUGCCUGUUCUGGCUCCCCAGGAGUUUCGAUGUUUCAGAUUUCAGAAGCAUGGGAUGUGCCUCAAUAGCCUUAACCUCAUCUGAGAGCUGGAUAUGCAGCUUAGAAAUUAGUUUUAUUGUAUCUUCUGGUUAUUUUCUGGACAGUUUUAUGUUGGGCUUUUUUCUGGAAAUUUUUUUCUGCUGUAACAGCUAGCUAGUUUUACCAGCCUUUGCCUUGCUUGAUCUUGAAGUAAAUACUAGCCAGUUUCUUGGGCCAGUUCACACAGUUCUGGUUUGCACUGGUCAGCCACCUUGGGCUUCCCCCCUCCACCCGCCCCAGCCUGUAUUUAAAGCUUGAAUUCUAGAGUGCUAUUCUUCAGCAGUGUGUUGUUCAAAAAAAAAAAAAAGUCCUGUGAUUCCUAGGUUUUCUGGAAUCUGCUUGUGUCAUCCCACAUCCCAUUUCAGCGGGAGACCGAUGCUACUUUCAAAGCCCUGAGCCGUGUUAACCUCCAUGUGAUGCGUCAAUGUGCCGGCACAAAUUCAGUGUUAAUGGAAAGACCCUUUCUUCCCUCACUGUUUCUGUGAGUGUGUACCAGUGCCCCAUCUAUAUAUAAAAAAAAGAAUAAAUUGUGACCUAUGAAAA